CACUUACACCUAAGCACGAUAAUACUACUGCAAAAAAGAAUCAACAAACAAAAAUGGACUUGGAAGGAGAUGGACCUUUUAUAACAAUUUAUGGCCUUUUAUGGCCUUUUAUAACAAUUUUUAUAAUCUGCAUAUUAAUAAUUCACUUAUUAACAAAAAAAAUUAACAAAAAAAUAAUAUUAAAACUUGCUGUAAUACUUCUGAUACCUCAAUACAUUAACGCCGUUGACGACCCCAAUCUGGGACAUUCCAAUUUGCACGUAAUGGGAGGAAUGGAAGAUGAGAAGUGGGAUUGGAAGGGAGUCGUCAUUGAUAAUCAAAACGGACAGGUUCUCUACAGAGAUACCUAUGACCCGCAAAAGCAACAAGAACUGCAACUGCGAUUCGACGAAGAUGAUCUUGGUCCGCACUUCAAAACCGUCACCAACGACAAACUGUAUAUCAAUGAGAAACCCCCGAUUCUUGAAUGGUUCAAGGACCCGACGAAAAAAUCGCUAAUUAGAGAUUACUUACGGUUCCUAUUCAUCGAUAAUUCAGACCUCCCGGAAAGAUGUCUUCAAAAAUAUACCAGACCUGCAAAGGACCCAACUGCUUUCAACAAUACACAAGACAAGACAACGGUCAUUUCGGCUUUGCUUCAACCGGACAUCAUCCUCAUGUACGGAAAAAUGAGCUACAAUAAGAAAACGCAGACUGACACGUGCAUCAUUACAGCUCCCGUCCAUGCCCUAAAUAUACCACGAAUGAAUGUUUGGCAAUGGUGGAAAAAGAAAUGUUACAAUCUCCUCGAAUUAACAGAUAAAAUGUAUAUAAAGAUGAUUCUGUUGUACGAUCGUCUGACAAUGUCAUACUGCGUAGAAACCGUCUAUCCAACAAAUCUCAAUGAAAGAAAACCUGAACCCAAAGCGAAUUCUAUGCUCCUGGACUAGAGAUUUUGUCAUUUGAUUCCAUGCCACACUUUUUGAUUAUUAAUAAAGCUUCUUAACUAUUAAUGCCAUUCGUUAACUGUUAACGAUUGGUAUUCAGAUUUAGAAAUCCUCUAACAGCAACUAAAUCCUUCUGUCAGCGUACAGACGAAGAGCUUGGGAAUUUAGUGCGCAGAGGAAUAGUUCAGUGGAAAAAAAACAAAAAAUUUUUUUAAGUUUAACGAAUCCAUUUUGCCAUAAAAAAGCCAUAAUAUUCGUCAGGAAAUGGUCCGGGGACCGUAACGUAUAAUUUAUUUAGUGACAUAAAAUUGUUAUUGUUAUAGUUUUUAGCAAAUUUCAGCCCAUUCAUUUUCGGAUUACUAUACAUUUUUCUUUUGCAAAAAAUCAGUAUCAAAUUUUCAAAUUUUAAAAAAAAUCUAGAUAUUUCUAAAUUCGAAGUUCAUUCAAAAAUUAUGAUUUUCUGGUCUGUCACACGGAGACCAAUAUAGCAUGAAUCCAAAUGACUUUCGUUCAAAAAUGGAUUUUUACACCGUUUUCACGGGCGUCUUUUAAAUCAUUAGGAUUGAGUGAAAUUUUGAUCUCCGUGAAAUAAGAAAAUCAUUAAUUUAAUCGACAGCAAUAGUUACACGAGUGAGAUGCAGUUGCAGGGGACUUCCAAGUUUAACAUGCGCGCUCUUUCGUAUAAAAAUUGCUGGGUGAUGGGCAAACGUGUAAAGAUCUAAUGUUCGCCAGUCAAUGAGUACAUUCGGAUAACGCACUGUUAGCCGAAAGUGAAACAAAAAGAUAAAAAAAA
This is a messenger RNA of Diachasma alloeum, 1719 nucleotides long. RefSeq lists its product as uncharacterized. The record is from RefSeq and is a predicted model, not a curated record. NCBI's taxonomy places the organism in Eukaryota, Metazoa, Arthropoda, Insecta, Hymenoptera, Braconidae. The coding region runs from base 54 to 929 and encodes 291 amino acids. The transcript has 2 exons.